AUGUUGGACCCCUACCUGUACGAGCUGAGGCAGUCUACCAGGGUCGUGACGGAGGGACGCCUGCUCAAGAGAAAAGGAAAAAAAAGAGAGCCACCACCACCAGAGAAAAGGAAAAAAAAGAGAGCCACCACCACCAGAGAAAAGGAAAAAAAAAGAGAGCCACCACCACCAGAGAAAAGGAAAAAAAAAGACAGCCACCACCACCAGAGAAAAGGAAAAAAAAAGACAGCCACCACCACCAGAGAAAAGGAAAAAAAAAGACAGCCACCACCACCAGAGAAAAGGAAAAAAAAAGAGAGACCACCACCAGAGAAAAGGAAAAAAAAAGAGAGACCACCACCAGAGAAAAGGAAAAAAAAAGAGCCACCACCACCAGAGAAGAGGAAAAAAAGAGACACCACCACCAGAGAAAAGGAAAAAAAGAGAAAGACACACCACCACCACCAGAGAAAAGGAAAGAAAAGAGAGGUCACACCACCACCAGAGAAAAAGAAAGAAAAGAGAGGUCACACCACCACCAGAGAAAAAGAAAGAAAAGAGAGGUCACACCACCACCAGAGAAAAGGAAAGAAAAGAGAGGUCACACCACCACCAGAGAAAAGGAAAGAAAAGAGAGAAAGGAAGAAAAGAGAGAGACACCACCACCAGGAAGAAAGGAAGAAAAGAGAGAGACACCACCACCAGGAAGAAAGGAAGAAAAGAGAGACACCACCACCAGAAGACAGGACGAAAAGAAAGACACCACCACCAGAAGACAGGAAGAAAAGAAAGACACCACCACCAGAAGACAGGAAGAAAAGAAAGACACCACCACCAGAAGACAGGAAGAAAAGAAAGACACCACCACCAGAAGAUACGAAAGAAAAGAAAGACACCACCACCAGAAGAUACAAAAGAAAAGAAAGACACCACCACCAGAAGACAGGAAGAAAAGAAAGACACCACCACCAGAAGACAGGAAGAAAAGAAAGACACCACCACCAAAAGACAGGAAGAAAAGAAAGACACCACCACCAGAAGACAGGAAGAAAAGAAAGACACCACCACCAGAAGACAGGAAGAAAAGAAAGACACCACCACCAGAAGACAGGAAGAAAAGAAAGACACCACCACCAUAAGACAGGAAGAAAAGAGAGACACCACCACCAUAAGACAGGAAGAAAAGAGAGACACCACCACCAGACGAAAGGAAGAAAAGAGAGACACCACCACCAGACGAAAGGAAGAAAAGAGAGACACCACCACCAGACGAAAGGAAGAAAAGAGAGACACCACCACCAGACGAAAGGAAGAAAAGAGAGACACCACCACCAGAAGAAAGGAAGAAAAGAGAGACACCACCACCAGAAGAAAGGAAGAAAAGAGAGACACCACCACCAGAAGACAGGAAGAAAAGAGAGACACCACCACCAGAAGACAGGAAGAAAAGAGAGACACCACCACCAGAAGACAGGAAGAAAAGAAAGACACCACCACCAGAAGACAGGAAGAAAAGAAAGACACCACCACCAGAAGAUACAAAAGAAAAGGAAGACACCACCACCAGAAGAUACAAAAGAAAAGAAAGAAACCACCACAAGAAGAUACAAAAGAAAAGAAAGACACCACCACCAGAAGAUACAAAAGAAAAGAAAGACACCACCACCAGAAGAUACAAAAGAAAAGAAAGACACCACCACCAGAAGAUACAAAAGAAAAGAAAGACACCACCACCAGAAGAUACAAAAGAAAGACACGGAAAGAAAAAAAAGACACUGA
Molecule: messenger RNA, 1758 nt
Organism: Schistocerca gregaria
Lineage: Eukaryota; Metazoa; Arthropoda; Insecta; Orthoptera; Acrididae
Product: splicing regulatory glutamine/lysine-rich protein 1-like
Exons: 3
Coding region: 1-1758 (585 amino acids)
Source: RefSeq, a predicted model, not a curated record